This is a messenger RNA of Acanthopagrus latus (yellowfin seabream), 5759 nucleotides long. It is a transcript of the gene trim66, whose product is annotated as tripartite motif containing 66. The record is from RefSeq and is a predicted model, not a curated record. The coding region runs from base 406 to 4125 and encodes 1239 amino acids. The transcript has 18 exons. Lineage: Eukaryota; Metazoa; Chordata; Actinopteri; Spariformes; Sparidae. Gene Ontology annotation, molecular function: protein binding; zinc ion binding.
AGCAUUCUUCUGAACUCUCCUCACACUACGGCUCCAAGAGACGUCAGAACUAUUGGAUGAGAGCGACAAUAAAAUCUCACGAUUAACUGCGAGACUUGCAAUCUCCAAAAUUUUGGCCGGUCUUAAAGAGCGACAUCCGAUGUGGGGAGCGACGCUCGGAGACGCACGGGUCAAGCGAGGGGGGUCCUACACAUGGAUGAACUGGGGGAGGAGAGAGCACAGUGAGGCUGUCAUGUAAGCCGUCUCCUCUGGGGCCACCUCUCGGUGCGCGCUGCUUCCUGCCUCAGGUAGAAAACUUCAGUGUUGCUGCCGCUGAGGCGUCAGGCUGCUCGCUCUCCUCUCCUCUCUUCUCCUCUCCUCUUUCGCCCUCUGAGAAGGCAACAGCUCCACGCUCAAAGCACUGAAAUGGAAAAGAGCUGCUCAGAGUGUUCAGAGCCGACGCUUGCACACAGCCUGUGUACUCUCUGCAACAAGUGGUUGUGUUACCAGUGCACAGAUGUGCAUCAGCAUCAGAGAGUGCCUGCUACUCCCCAGUACUCAGAGAUGCACCCACAGCAGAGGCCCAGUGCCACCCAGCGUCCUGACCUGCACCAGAGAGGCUCCAGCUCACUGCCUCCGACUGGACAAGGCCCGGGGUCGUAUCCUUGCUCCCUCCUCAUGUGCCACUCUCACAGACAGGAGCCCUUGGAGCUGUUUUGUGAGUCAUGUGACCUUCUGUGCUGUAGCAGCUGUCACCUGUCCUCCCACAAAAACCACAGGGUGGUGCAGAUUGGAAAGGCCCUGCAGGAUCAGCAGUGGCUGUUUGAGAGCCUGAUGGUGCAGGUGGAGGAGAGGAGGUCCGCAGUGGAGAACAAUGCCAAACAGAUAGAGGACAGACUUCAUGGAGUAAAGAUCGCACACAGGAAGGCAGAGAACCAGAUUAAAAUGGCAAAGAUGAUUAUGAUGAAUGAGCUUAACAAACGAGCCAACCUAUUAAUAGAGCAACUGGAGAAAAUCUCAGAGGAUUUCCAGCAGCGUCUGGAGGACCAGCUGCAGGGGGCAAUAGAGAUCUGUGGCCAGCUGGACCACGUUCAGAAGUUCAUCACCUGGGCGACGACCCACCACUGCAGAGGCCCGGUGCUCUUCAGCAGGGCUCUGAUUUCACUGCAGAUGCAGCAGCUGCUUGAGUCAUCGCUCCACUCAGACUCCUGGAGUCCUGUCAAGAUCAAAUUUAACUGGGAUGCCAGUUACUGGACGAAGCAGAUUUCCUCUUUAGGUCAGCUGACCGUUGAAGGGGGAAACUGCUCUUAUCCUUCGGGAUUGGCAUGCUCCAGUAUCCUCCGGCCUCAGCCCAUUACCUGUUUGGCUUUGCCGUCUGUUUGUCACAGAGGACGCGAGCCAGGCUGUGGAUACCAGGCCUGCUGUGAGCCACAGAUGUGCUGCCUGCACGGCAUUCCCCCUCAGCCAGAUCUGCCCAGUCUGGAUAAAAGCCAGCUGGAAGGCACACUUUAUAACUCCAACUGUGUCCAGUCUGCCCUUAUCUCUGCCUCCCUGCACCAGAGCCAGCAGCUCCAGAGGUGCUGGGACCCAGACAGCUCAUCACAAUGUCCCCCCCCUUCAUCACCUGUACCAAUGAUCCAGCUCAGCUGCGGCCGAGGCUCAACAUCCCAGCCACAAGCUACAGCCUCGGCACCCCAGUCUCAAGCCAAAUCUUAUCUCUAUCACCAACACCAGAGAGAAGUUCCUCUGGAUGGCCAGACUCAGCCAAGUGCAGACCGUAGCAGGCCGGGUCAGUGUCAGGGGAAGCUGUCCACCAGCGCAGCUCUACAGCAGGAUCUCAGCCACGCAGCUGUCGACAGAGAUGUGAUGACUGAAGUGACCUGGGAAGAGAGGUGCAGGGUGGAGGAGGCUUGUGGACGGACGGCUGACAGCAGAGAUCCGCUGGAUGAUGAGCCACAGCAGGACAGGAGGGAGCAGAGUCUGGCUCAGCAGCAGCAGCAGCAGCAGCAGCAGCAGCAGCUUCAUGUUCCUGCUGCAGUAGAGAUGAGGAAAGAUCAGCAGAGGAACAGAUCUCCACUGAUGCUCAGAGACCACAGAGAUGGCAGGAGAUCCACAUCCCUGGAGGUGUCGGUGACGGCCCACGAGUGUGCAUCUGAUGUGCAGAGCAGCAGGCUGAGCCCUAGUUUAGCGUGCGCGAGGAGGAAGAGGCGCUCCCAGAGCAUCCCUGCAGAGCUGGCAGCCCCUUCCAGCAGCCCUUACGCUGAAAGGCCCACAGGAUGCACUCACGGCCUCGAGGCAGGAGCUGCAAAUAAAUAUGCCACAGUGGAUCCCAGACAGAGGAGAGCCUCAGAUGGAGUGCUUUGUGUUGUCAAAGAGACCUCGUCUGACACGCCGCCCUCUAGAGGCCACCGGUCCCCUCUACUGUCCUACAAGACAGAGCCAGAUCAUUCUUUUACUUGUGUAAAUGAAGAGAUCGAUUAUGAAGCCAAGGACCAAUGCAGGGUGUCACGAAACGGCCACAACAGUAACACAGACGUUCAGAAGGAAUCAGGACGGUCCAGAGUUCCAGUGGUUUGCUUAGAGCGACUUAAAAUACUUGUGUCUCAACUUCCCCCACAUGGACGAAGGCAGAGUGACCCUUUACCUGCCAGUGGGACAGAGAGGAGUGAAACCCUCCCACAGCAGAGGACCUGGCAUGAAGGGAUAGCUAAAGGGAGGACCACCCGCUCACUCACAGCUCCACCAUAUGCAGAGCGUCUGCAGUGUAAUCAGGCUACCACACACUCCACCACCAGUGAGUUUGACACUCAAGGGAGAAUCAGCUCCCAUAAAUCACCCAUGCUGCCGACCACUGACCCUAAAUAUGUGCCAAAGCAUUAUUCUGCUGUGGAUCUGGACUCUGACUCUGAUCCCAGGUCAGUCUCAGAAGAAGAAGCUGCUGUUUCUUGGGUUGAUCCUGAACCCCAGUUUGAAUCAGAUGCAUCACCGGAGUCCUCGUCUGAGGCUGAACUUGAAUGUAUGGCUCAGGAGAAAUUGGUGGCUGCAGGAGAGACUGAAACCGGCAUCGCAGCGGAUUCAGAGCCGAGUCUUGAAUAUGAUGCAGACCCAGAAUCAGAUGCAGGAGCUGGAUCAGAGGAGGGCCAUGGGCUGGAAGGUGACGCGGAGUCAGGCGACUCAGACGUCCAGCCUGACUAUGAUGCCUCUUUUCAGACGGAUUCUGAUGCUGUGUCCGAUCAGCCUCCGGACUCUCAGGGCUCAGUGGAGUCCGAGCUUGACAUUGAGUCCGAUGCAGAACCGAGAACUGACGACCCACAACCGCUCCGCUCUGACCUGGAGGAGGAGCCCCCCGCCGGGCCCGGGCAGAGGCCGCUUCUGAUCGCAAACCCUGCGGCUCAGAGGUUCACAGAGGACGUCCAGCCUGACCAGGACAGCACAGAGAUGGAGAGCGAGGACUUCUGUGCUGUGUGUCUGAUCGGAGGGGAGCUGCUGUGCUGCGACCGCUGUCCUAAAGUCUAUCAUCUGUCGUGCCAUAUCCCGUCUCUGCUGAGCUUCCCCUCAGGCGACUGGGUGUGCAGCCUGUGCAGAGAUGUCACGCAGCCAGAAGUCGAGUACGAUUGCGAGAACGAGAGAAGAUCUGGAGAACACGCAGCGUCACACGGGCUGCCUGAGUCCGACCAGAGAAAAUGUGAGCGGCUGACUCUUCUGAUCCUCAGUAACAUCCUGAGUGCUCCCUUUCAGGAGCCCGUCAGUCCACUUGCUCGUCAUUACUACCAGAUCAUUAAGAGGCCCAUGGACCUGUCUGUGAUCAGGGCCAAACUCAACAAGAGGAACACCCGACAUUAUAACUCACCGGAGCAGUUUGUUGCUGAUGUUUAUCUCAUGUUCCGCAACUGUGCAAAGUUCAAUUAUCCUGACUCUGAGGUGGCCCAAGCUGGCCGCAGCCUCGAGGCGUUCUUCAUCUCCAAGCUGACAGAAGUUUUCCCAGAAAGAGUUUUCCCCGCCGCUGAGGUGGAAUCUGACAGCGACGAGUAUGAUGAGGCCUACAGGACCGCCGACGGCGGUUUCCCCUGGCCAGAGAGGAGGGAGCAGUGCCACAGGAAGAGGAAGAGGAGAAACUCUCUCAAGUCGAGGAGACAUCACUUCUAAUCAUGGACACAAAUAUGCUAUGUUUGUGUGUAACUAUGCUGUUUUUAUUCAGCGGCCUGUGGGGCUGUAACACUGUUUCCAUUCUGUAAUCUGAAAGGAGCUCCAAUUUGUGGUUUGCAAUAACAUCACAGUGCUGCCAUCCGAUGGCGGCCGAACACAUUGAAACAACAGUUCAGAUAUUUGAAACGUGGGGGCAAACUGCAGCUGAUCAGAGGAGCAAAGAUUAUAAGUAUUAUCCGAAGUAGCUUCAGUUACAUAUGAUAUGCUCCACAUUUGGGACCAAAUCUCUUGGAGAAAUUGAACAGAAGAUCAAGUCCUUAAGAAAGAAAUCCAGAAUCCAGCAACUUAAACAAAUCGUCCGCAGACUUGUGGCAACCUAGAGAAAUGGGGAAAGUCAAAUUUUUCACAUCAUGUUGCAAUCUGCUUACAUAUAGCCAAUGAAAAGUGAUUCAUACAUGUGAAUUGCCACAAAUUGUUCCAUGGAGCCCCUUUAAAACAAAUUAAAGUCAUGAUGCGAUGCUGUAAUUGUCACUGUAUCACAUCAUACACCGGCUGUUUAUGACUUCCUCCUGAAAUUACUUCCUGUAUUUACCUGCGAAAAUCACACAGCAGAUGUUUUAUGCUAUUGUACAAAGAGGAUGCUGUAGUUGGAUGGUUAUUAAUCUCAAUUUUGCAUCUCUAUCAAAUGUAAUUUUUAGGUGAGCUUAGCUCUGAUUAUACACAGCACUUUGAAACUUUGAUAUUGGUAAACACUGUGUUUAUCAUAUUCGUAAACAUAUUUAUAUAUGUGUAACUGUAUAGAACUUUAUUUUACUAUAUCUGUCAUUUUAAUUACUGAAUGAUUGCAGGCAAUUGUCAUCGCAUUGAUUAUUGAUAGAAUUAAGUGUCCCAGUAGCUUUCUUUAAAAAAAAAAAAAAAAAAGGCGGCGGUGAGUCUGAUUUGACUUUUGACCAGAGUGCAGUACAGAAUGUAAAUGAUUGAGGGCGCCAUGUUAACGCUCAACAGAGCACAUGUAUUUUCAUCAUUGUUAGAGGAUUUAAUAUUCACAAUCCGAGAGGAUUUUUAAAAUUUUACUUGUAGCCUUAAAUUAAGUUUGUGUAUGCUUUAUGUAACAUUCCUGUUCCACCAGUGUUUCAGCAAAAUGUUAAAUUAUCUCAGGCUUAAUAAGAGUGUAAGGUAUCAAUCUCAUUCAGUAUUGACAGUUACAAAAACGUCCUUGUUAUUUGUAGAGACACAUAUGUCAUUUUAUAAUAACUGCUGUUGUAGAGCGUUUCCUGUUUUUUAAAUAUACUUUGCUCGCUACCUGCAGCUUACGAUAGGUUUUACUUGACAUUUAGAGUAAUUACUGCACAAUAACAGUUGUCUGUGCACUCCUUGAUCAUCGUCAAGAGUAGUGAAUAUACCGUAUACGUAAUGUUACUUCCUUUGAAAUCAGUAGAUGUUAUGAUAUUUCCUAUUGUACAAGAGGAGAUAGUUACUGUCACAGUUUCUGGAGAACAGUCUGUUAAGUUUAUUUUAGGUUUUUUUUUUUUUUACUGUAACAGUCAACAAUAAAUGCACAUAUAUAGCUUAUCAAUAAAAAUUAAUUCAAGAGACAACACAUUUUCUUGUUAUUUCUCAUCUGCAUGAUUAAA